CUUUGGCAAAACAUGUGAGGCACGUUGGAUCAUGUAAUAAUGACUAGUUAAAUCCUUGUACAAAUACAAUAAAUACCAGAUAGAUAGACACAUCACUGCUCUACUUAAAUCAAGAUCACAGCUAGCUUUGAUUCUUUCUAGUACUAUAUUCUUAAGAUGCUGAGCCUGAGAGCCAACAAGUCAAUACAAGACUUGAGCUGGAGACCCACCGUCCGGCGACAUUCGGAGACCUCAGUCACCGGAAAAUUCAGUUGGAAAAUUACCCAUCUGGUUCCUUCUUACAGGCCACCACAGAAGCAGAGAGCUUUAGUAAAAGCAGUGGUAAGUAGGAAUGGGGAUAAUAACAAGAGCAGCAGUGCUGCAGAACAAGUGCAGGUGAAUCAAGAUUCUGAGCCAGUGAGUAAAAGUACUAGUAAAGAUGGAAUUGAUGUCAAGGCAGUGAUCACAAUAAGAAAGAAGCUCAAAGAGAAGUUGAGUGAGAAGAUUGAGGAUCAGUGGGAGUCUUUUAUUAUUGGGAUUGGUCAGGGGAUCUUGAUUCAGCUCAUCAGUCAAGAUAUUGAUCCUGUAACUAAGUCUGGCAAAAGCAUAGAUUCCUUUGUAAGAGGCUGGAUGCCCAAGCCAUCAAACCAUCCAAAUAUUGUUGAAUAUGCUGCUAGUUUCACUGUUCCGCAUGACUUUGGACUUCCUGGAGCUAUUCUCAUAACCAACUAUUAUGGCAAGGAGUUUUUUCUGAGGGAGAUCAUUGUUCAUGGCUUUCGUGAGGGUCCUCUAUUUUUCCCUGGUCAUACCUGGAUUCACUCACGUAAUGCUAAUCCUGAAAGUAGAAUUAUAUUCAGAAAUGAAGUCUACUUGCCAUCUCAAACACCAGCUGGCAUCAAGGAUCUUCGACGUGAAGAUUUACUCAGCAUUCGGGGAAAUGGGAGAGGUGAGAGAAAGCCACAUGAAAGGAUUUAUGAUUAUGCUCCUUACAAUGAUCUGGGUGCCCCUGAUAAGAGUAAGGAGUUAGCAAGGCCUGUUAUAGGUGACCAAGAAAGGCCAUAUCCUAGGCGCUGUCGGACUGGCAGACCACCAUCUAAAUCAGAUCCAUCAUUCGAAAGUAGAAUAGAGAAACCUCAUCCAGUCUAUGUUCCACGCGAUGAAACUUUUGAGGAGAUUAAACAAAACACUUUCUCAGCUGGAAGGCUGAAAGCUCUAUUACACAACCUUAUUCCAUCUAUAGCUGCUUCAUUAUCAAGCACAGACAUUCCUUUCACAUGCUUCACUGACAUAGAUAAGUUAUACAAAGUUGGUUUUGUUUUAAGUAAUGAAGAACAAAAGGAGGUCACAGAGAAUCCCUUUCUCGGAAACUUGAUGAAUCAAGUCCUAACUGUUGGUGAAAAGUUACUAAAGUAUGAAAUUCCAGAUGUUAUAAAGAGGGAUAGAUUUGCAUGGUUGCGUGAUAAUGAGUUUGCACGACAGGCUAUAGCCGGGGUUAACCCAGUGAAUAUUGAACUAUUGAAGGAAUUUCCGAUUCUCAGCAAACUAGAUCCAGCUGUCUAUGGUCCAGCAGAAUCUGCAAUAACAAAAGAGAUUAUUGAGGAAGAACUACACGGAAUGAGUGUCGAAGAGGCUAUUCAGGAAAAGAAACUAUUUUUACUUGACUACCAUGACUUGCUUUUGCCAUUUAUGGAGAAAAUGAGCUCCUUGCCAGGGAGGAAGGCGUAUGCCUCUAGGACAAUUUUCUUCUACAAUCGUACGGGUCAUCUACUACCAAUUGUUAUUGAGCUUUCACUUCCUCCAACAAGCAACUCACCCCAGAACAAACGUGUGUUCACUCAUGGGAAUGAUGCUACAACUCACUGGAUUUGGAAACAAGCUAAAGCCCAUGUUUCUUCGAAUGAUGCUGGAAUACACCAACUUGUGAACCACUGGUUGAGGACCCAUGCUUGCAUGGAGCCUUACAUAAUUGCCACACAUAGGCAGCUUAGCUCAGUGCAUCCCAUCUACAAGCUACUCCAUCCACAUAUGCGCUACACAUUAGAAAUCAAUGCACUUGCACGACAAAGCUUAAUUAAUGGAGGAGGAAUUAUUGAGGCUUCUUUUAGCCCAGGGAAGUAUGCUAUGGAAUUAAGCUCUGCAGGCUAUAGUAAGUGGCGGUUUGAUAUGGAAGCUCUCCCAGCAGAUCUGAUUCAAAGGGGCAUGGCUGUUGAAGAUUCUUCAAAUCCUAAUGGUAUCAAACUUGUGAUUGAAGACUACCCAUAUGCUGCAGAUGGGCUUCUUAUCUGGUCAGCAAUAAAAGAACUAGUUGAAUCUUAUGUUAAGUAUUACUAUUCAGACGUUAAUUCUGUUACAGCCGAUAUUGAACUUCAAGCUUGGUGGUCUGAAAUUAAGAACAAGGGCCAUUUUGAUAAAAGAAAUGAACCAUGGUGGCCUAACCUAAAAACUAAAGAGGAUUUGUCUGGCAUUCUUACCAUAAUGAUCUGGAUUGCUUCUGGUCAGCACGCAGCAAUAAACUUUGGCCAGUACCCCUUUGGUGGGUAUGUGCCUAAUCGUCCAACUCUCCUUAGAAAGUUCAUCCCUCAUGAGAGUGACCCUGAUUAUGAGAAGUUCAUACACAACCCUCAGCAAAGUUUUCUGUCGUCAUUACCAACUCAACUUCAGGCAACCAAAGUGAUGGCUGUCCAGGACACAUUGUCAACACACUCUCCAGAUGAGGAGUACCUGGGUCAGAUACACGAACUUCAGGGCCAUUGGAUAUGUGAUAAUGAAGUUGUUAAACUUUACAAAAAGUUUUCUGCUAAACUCGAGGAGAUAGAAGAGAUUAUAAAGAAAAGAAACAAGGAUAGUCGUCUGAAAAACCGCUGUGGUGCUGGCAUCCCACCAUAUGAACUUCUGCGUCCAUCAUCAGGACCUGGGGUAACCGGUCGGGGCAUUCCCAACAGUAUCUCUAUAUGAGGCAUUGGGCCAUAGGCAACUGAAAGCUUCAUUAACUUGAUAACACUGUAGUUCCCAGAGCUGUAAAUUCAUGACAUUUUUUUGCUCAAAGGUCUUAAAUCUGCAAUCAUCCAAGAUUUUGUAUUAUCAGCGGUUGUGAGCUCAUCAGUCAUCAGAGUGUUCUACGACGAAUGCCAUCAUUGUAGUAUCGUUGUUAGACAGUAGAGUAUUAUAUAUAGCUUAGUGUUCGUGAAGGCUGAAGAACAAACUUUGACAGAGGCUUUAGUUGCAGUUGAAAUUGUACAAAAACUAUUUGCAGUCUGAACAAUUUCUAUAAUACAAACAAAAAAGUUUCUUGAA
Messenger RNA from Daucus carota subsp. sativus, 3273 nucleotides. Its product is annotated as lipoxygenase 6, chloroplastic. Bases 157 to 2934 code for a protein of 925 amino acids. Gene Ontology annotation, molecular function: metal ion binding; protein binding; oxidoreductase activity, acting on single donors with incorporation of molecular oxygen, incorporation of two atoms of oxygen. The record is from RefSeq and is a predicted model, not a curated record. Gene Ontology annotation, biological process: lipid oxidation. NCBI's taxonomy places the organism in Eukaryota, Viridiplantae, Streptophyta, Magnoliopsida, Apiales, Apiaceae. The transcript has 9 exons.